Cladophialophora psammophila CBS 110553 is the source of this 801-nucleotide messenger RNA. RefSeq lists its product as uncharacterized. The record is from RefSeq and is a predicted model, not a curated record. NCBI's taxonomy places the organism in Eukaryota, Fungi, Ascomycota, Eurotiomycetes, Chaetothyriales, Herpotrichiellaceae. Gene Ontology annotation, biological process: cytoplasmic microtubule organization. Gene Ontology annotation, molecular function: microtubule plus-end binding. The coding region runs from base 1 to 801 and encodes 266 amino acids. Gene Ontology annotation, cellular component: nucleus; microtubule plus-end; cytoplasm. The transcript is spliced from 2 exons.
AUGUCUCUUCCAACGCCAGUACCCGCCGAUAUCACAGUGCAAAUAGUUGUGCCCAACGACUCCAAUCCCACAGCUCCGCCACUCCUCUCAGCGGAGCGUCGUAUAACCCCCACAUGGACCGUAUCCCAGCUGAAAUCCAAACUUGAACCCAUCACGGGGAUACCUUCGUCAUCACAAUCUCUUCGCACAAAAUCUCUGGAUGGGAGCUGGACCGGGCUGACGAGCGACGUCUCGCUGCUCUCUGAUCACCGAUUCGGGAUCAGGAGGGGCUCCGAAAUCGAAGUCCAGGACACCCGGCCUCCUCAACUGCGACAAAACCUCAACUUCCUCGCGGCCGAUCUCAGUUCUGUAGAGAAGUAUCAGAUGCCCGAGACCCAGUACGAGAAGUUGGAGGACUCGGUGCUCGCGUGGAAACGCCGCCAAAAAUUGGGCAGAUUCGAUCCCCAUGCCAAGUCCCAAUCUCAGAUGGUGGAGGAGAGAAGACGGAAGGAUGAGAAGGACAUGGAGGCCCGCGGCAUCGGGGUCGGGAUGAGAUGUCGUGUGGGCCGCGAUGACGCGAGGAGGGGCACGGUGAGCUUCACGGGCGACAUUCCCGGGCUGGGCGGGCAGAGGGAGGAAGGAUGUCUCUGGGUUGGUGUGGAGCUGGACGAGCCAUUGGGGAGGAAUGAUGGGAGCGUACAGACGAGAAGGGUCUUUCAGUGCGCCGACAAGUAUGGUGUUUUCGUCAGGCCCGAGAAGGUCGAGGUAGGCGACUUUCCUCCCCUGGGUGAUUUGUUGGACGAGGAUAUGGAGGAAAUUUGA